Molecule: messenger RNA, 780 nt
Organism: Anoplophora glabripennis (Asian longhorned beetle)
Lineage: Eukaryota; Metazoa; Arthropoda; Insecta; Coleoptera; Cerambycidae
Product: perlucin-like
Exons: 4
Coding region: 42-608 (188 amino acids)
Biological process (GO): biological process involved in interspecies interaction between organisms
Cellular component (GO): external side of plasma membrane
Molecular function (GO): carbohydrate binding
Source: RefSeq, a predicted model, not a curated record
UGAAGAUCGUCUCGUUCGUAUCCCUCUAGUGUUACGCCAAAAUGUUGGCAAGAAAGACCGUUGGGCAGAUUAUCGCGCUGCAUAUCAUUUCUGUGUUUUUAAUUAGCGGUAAAGCUGCCAAUUGUAUUAAUAAGACUGUCGAUUAUAAAGAAUUAUUGAAGGGUUCAUUAAAGGAUACUUUGCCGAAUAUACCUUUGGAAAAAUUUGGGAACAAAUACUACUACUUUGGAGCUAUAUAUCAGGGCAACUUUUUCCAAGCAAUGCAAUACUGUCACUAUCAUGGAAUGAACCCUUUGAGUGUCGAAAGUGUGGAAGAGAAUAACUUUUUGUGGGAAAAGCUGAAACCAUUCCUUGGUGCUGGGGAGUACCACUUUUGGACAUCGGGUACCACCUUAUCAGACGCUCACUGGGUUUGGUUGGCCACGGGAAGGCCCAUCAUAUACGCUAAUUGGUUCCCUACUCAACCCGACAACGCGGGAAACAACGAGAAAUGCUUAGAAGUGAGAUAUGUCCCCGCAAGUAAGACUAUGAUGUGGAAUGAUCACGUCUGUACUGUUCCGAAACAUGUUAUUUGUGAAUCCUCCCAGGCAAGCUGUGUUUCGAGCUGAAAAAGUACCUAGUAUACAAAAAAAUUAAAGCCAAGAAGGAUUUAAUUCAAGUAAUGACUGAUUUACACCCACUACAAAUUUUAUUGUAAGAACUUCCUACGCGUUGUUUAAGUUUAUUACCUACAUGUGUUUGUUCAUUACUAAAAUGUCAAAUAAAUUUUUUUUACUACUA